AUGAAUGAUGAUGAUGAUGAUGAUGAUGAUGAUGAUGAUGAUGAUGAUGAUGAUGAUGAUGAGGAUGAUGAUGAUGAUGAUGAUGAUGAUGAUGAUGAUGAUGAUGAUGAUGAUGAUGACGAUAAUGAUGAGGCAGUACCACUCUCACCAAGGCCGGACGAGGCCAGGGACUGUGAGACAAACAAAGAUGCAGCUCAAAUGCUUGUGAAUUUCAUGAACUCACGAGCAUCGUCAUCACAAUCAACACAACAACAACAACAACAACAACAACAACAACAACAACAACAACAACAACAACAACAACAACGACAACGGGAUCAAUCAAGCCACGAAUUCACGGCCCGUUUGUUUGAGCAGUUUGUGUUAGCUCACUCCACUCGUCCACACCCGCCCGCCCGCCCGCCCGCUCGCCCACCCACCCAUCCACCCACCCACAUACACACACACGUACGUACUCAUGAACAGGGGCGUGUGUUUGAACAAGCAGUGUUUUACCGAAUUCUGUUUUUAAAUGGUCGAUUGUAA
Echinostoma caproni is the source of this 525-nucleotide messenger RNA. The record is from the annotation of a GenBank genome assembly. Lineage: Eukaryota; Metazoa; Platyhelminthes; Trematoda; Plagiorchiida; Echinostomatidae.